Dendronephthya gigantea is the source of this 5747-nucleotide messenger RNA. RefSeq names its product intraflagellar transport protein 172 homolog. Gene Ontology annotation, cellular component: intraciliary transport particle B; axoneme; ciliary basal body. Bases 113 to 5368 code for a protein of 1751 amino acids. The transcript is spliced from 54 exons. The record is from RefSeq and is a predicted model, not a curated record. Gene Ontology annotation, molecular function: protein binding. Gene Ontology annotation, biological process: intraciliary transport. Lineage: Eukaryota; Metazoa; Cnidaria; Anthozoa; Malacalcyonacea; Nephtheidae.
UUUGCUCAAUGUAACAAUAUGGCGCAGAUUUAGAGAUAUUUGUCUUUCAUAAACAUUCUGUUUCGUUUUUUGUCCGUAUUCACUGAACCGAUUACUGGGAUAACUAUUCAAAAUGCAACUCCGUUACAUGAAAACUCUUCUUCCACCCCAGGAUGGAGCAUGCAAAGUUACGGCAAUGGCUUGGUCAGCAAACAACCAGAAACUGGCCGUUGUCACAAUGGACAGGGUCGUCAUGCUAUUUGAUGAGUUGGGGGAGAAGAGGGAUAAAUUUGCCACAAAACCAGCAAACUCUCAAGCUGGUAAGAAAAGUUAUAUUGUCAAAGGUUUAGGAUUUUCUCCAGACUCUACAAAAAUAGCUGUUGGACAGUCAGACAAUAUUGUUUUUGUUUACAAAAUUGGUGAAGAAUGGGGUGAGAAAAAGGUUAUUUGCAACAAGUUUGUUCAACAGAGUGCUGUGACUUGCCUGAUGUGGCCACCAGAUCAGCCGUUCAUCGUUUUUGGACUGGCAGAUGGAAAAGUACGCAUUGCAAACCUCAAAACAAACAAAUCACAAACACUUUAUGGGACAAACAACUAUGUUGUCUCCAUCACAAGCAAUUCAUCAGGACUUGGCCUAUUAUCAGGCCAUUCAGAUGGUGCAAUUGUGAGAUAUUUUUUCGACGACGAAGGAACUGGAUUAUCUCAGGGUCAACUUGUGAAACACUCUUGUCCCCCAUACGCCUUGUGCUGGGGCUCGUCCAUCGUGGCGGCAGGCUGCGAUAAACGCAUUGUGGCGUAUGAAAAGGAGGGAAAAGUUCUGCAGAACUUCGACUUCACUCGUGAUGAUGACGAAAAGGAGUUCACCGUCGCCGUGUGCAGCCCCAGCGGUCAGUCCGUCGUCGUGGGCAGUUUCGACAGAUUGCGCGUCUUCAACUGGAGCCCACGAAAAGGUGCUUGGGACGAGAGUAAAAUGAAAGAAAUACCCAAUCUGUACACAAUCACCUCGCUGGCUUGGAAAAAAGAUGGUUCAAGAUUAGUAGCAGGCACUUUAUGUGGUGGUGUUGAACUCUUUGAUUGUUGUCUUCGAAGAUCAAUAUACAAGAACAAAUUUGAAAUCACUUACGUUGGUCUCAGUCAAGUUAUUGUAAAAAACCUGUCUUCGGGUACUCGUGUGGUUUUGAAAUCACAUUACGGCUACGAGGUUGAUAAAGUGAGCGUGAUGGGAAAGGAUACGUAUUUAGUUGCGUACACGUCAGAUACAUUGUUGCUAGGAGAUUUACGCAGCAACAAAUUGAGCGAGGUGCCAUGGCAAGGAUCCGGAGGAAAUGAGAAGUUUUUCUUUGAGAAUGAUAAUGUGUGUAUGGUGUUUAAUGCAGGGGAACUGUCUCUCAUUGAGUAUGGGAAUAAUGAAAUUCUUACAACAGUCAGAACUGAAUUUAUGAAUCCGCAUUUAAUAAGUGUCCGCUUGAACGAACGGAAAGUAAAAUCAUCUGAAAACACAAAAAAGAUGGCGUACCUUAUAGAUUUAAAGACUAUCUGUGUUGUUGAUUUAGUUUCUGGAUUCAACGUGGCGUCAGUUGGACACGACUCAAAGAUAGACUGGCUCGAGUUAAACGAGACAGGACGAAAACUUCUUUACCGCGAUAAAAAGUCGAAGCUUUACCUUUUCGAUAUCGAGACCCACAGCCGUACAACGAUAUUGAAUUAUUGUACCUACGUUCAGUGGGUCCCCCUAAGUGAUGUUGUGGUCGCACAGAACCGGGGUGAUCUCUGUAUCUGGUACAACAUUGAUGCACCAGAGAGAGUCACAAUGUUUCCGAUCAAGGGUGAUAUAGUUGACUUGGAACGCAAUGAGGGCAAAACUGAUGUAAUAGUGAACGAAGGUGUAACAACGGUCUCGUAUACCUUAGACGAAGGACUUAUAGAGUUUGGGACAGCCAUUGACGAUGGAGAUUUUGCCAGAGCUGUCUCGUUUUUGGAGACACUCGAGAUGGUUCCCGAGACUGAAGCGAUGUGGAAGACCUUGAGCAAGCUUGCUUUGGAAGACAGACAGUUGUUGAUAGCGGAGAGAUGUUAUGCAGCACUUGGAGACAUCAGUAAAGCCACGUAUUUGAAGAAAGUGAAUGAGUUGGCUCAACAGGCUGCGGCGGACAUGGGUGGAGACGGCAGCCAUCAUUUCAUGGUGCGUGCGAAGCUGGCUGUGCUCAACAAGAAUUUCAAAACAGCCGAGAACAUUCUUCUCGAACAAGGACAUGUGGACGAGGCUAUCGAGAUGUAUCAAGAGCUUCACAAAUGGGACGAAGCCAUCGCUGUUGCAGAAGCCAAGGGUCAUCCGGAAGUUGAUCGCUUGCGAAGUUCACACCUGCAGUGGCUUUUGGACACAAAACAAGAAGAGAAAGCUGGCGAGGUUAAAGAGAAUCAAGGCAAUUACAUGGAAGCGAUCAAUCUGUACAUGAAAGCAGGUCUGCCUGCCAGAGCAGCGAGACUGGCGAUGAGUCGUGAGGAGCUGGCCAACUCCCCGGAACUAAUGGAGCGAAUUGCUGCCGCUUUGUUCAAGUCUGGUCUCUACGACAAGGCGGGUGAGCUUUUUGAACGGGUUGGAAAAGAACAACGCGCGCUCGAAGCAUACAAGAAAGGAAAUGCUUUCAGAAGAGCGGUGGAACUUGCCAGAGUGUCUUUUCCGAGAGAAGUCGUCAAGCUUGAAGAGGCCUGGGGCAAUUAUCUUUACUCUCAGAAACAAAUGGACGCCGCAAUUAAUCACUACAUCGAAGCUGGCUGUACCGUAAAGGCAAUCGACGCCGCUAUUCAUGCAAGACAGUGGAACAAGGCUGUGCAAAUAUUGGAGGUAGUUGAUGAUAAGGAAACUGCGCAGAAGUAUUACCGUCUAAUAGCACAACAUUAUGCCCAGGCUAAAGAAUACAAGAUCGCCGAAAAGUUGUAUGUCAAAGCAGGGUAUCCGAAAGAUGCUAUAGAUAUGUAUACGAAAGCUAAUAUGUACGAAGCAGCUCAUAAGUUGACAGUGACUUGCAUGGAGCCAGAUGAAGUCACAACACUCUACGUCACCCAGGCGCAACAGCUCGAAGAGAAAGGAAAAUACAAGGAAGCAGAAAGACUUUAUCUCACUAUCAACGAACCCGAUUAUGCCAUUAAUAUGUAUAAGAAAAUAAAACAGUAUGAUCAGAUGAUACGACUUGUCAAUCAAUUUCACAAGGAGCUCCUGGAUGACACUCAUAUUCACUUGGCAAAGGAACUCGAGAGUGAAAAUCAACUACGUCAAGCUGAACAUCAUUACAUCCAAGCGAACGAUUGGAAAGCCGCUGUCAACAUGUACCGCAAUAACGAAAUGUGGGACGAAGCUUAUCGGGUUGCUAAGCAACAUGGUGGCCCUACAGCAUCAAAACAAGUCGCAUAUUUGUGGGCAAAGACCCUAGGCGGAGACUCUGCUGUGAAACUACUAACCAAAUUUGGUUUGCUGGAGACUGCUAUUGAUUAUGCUGCUGAUAACGGGUCUUUUGAGUUUGCGUUUGACCUGGCUCGCACGGCAAAGAAAGAGAAGCUAUCUGAUAUUCAUCUCAAACACGCCAUGUUCCUGGAGGACGAAGGGAAAUUCCAGGAAGCCGAGAGAGAGUUUAUCAAGGCGAACAAACCAAAGGAAGCCGUACUUAUGCAUGUCCAUAAUCAGGACUGGGAUAGCGCGCAACGUGUCGCCGAAGAUCACGAUCCUGACAGCGUUGCUGACGUGCUGGUUGGCCAAGCGCGUGUAGCUUUCGAGAAAAAAGACUUCCAGCGUGCCGAGACGUGUUUGUUGCGUGCUCAAAGACCAGAGCUUGCCGCCAGAUAUUACAAGGAAGCUGGGAUGUGGACUGAUGCUCUGAGAGUGGUCAAAGAAUAUCUUCCCCACAAGAUUUCUCAGUGGCAAGAUGAGUACGAACGCGAAUCUUUGACAAAGGGCAAUAGUGGAGCUGACGGUAUCCUGGCGCAGGCCAGAGACUGGGAGAUGAAAGGUGAACACUCUCGUGCAAUUGAUAUGUACCUCAAGGUCACUCCAAACAGUUCGGACGAUAAAGAUUCAUUGGCCAACGCUUGGGAAAAGGCUGUGGAGUUGGCGAUGAAGUUUGUACCCAACAGAGCGGAAGAUGUGACUUUAGUUGCAUGCGAACGUUUGGCUGAAAUUAAAUAUUAUUCACAGUCGGCAGAGUUGUAUCUUGGAAUUGAGAUGGUUAAAGAAGCUAUCGAUAUGUUUAUUGACGGGGAACUUUGGGCCAAGGCAAAAAAAUGUGCAGCGGAUAUGGCGCCAAAUUUGGAGGGAUACGUGGAAGAAAGAUAUGUUGCGUUCUUAAAGCAGAAAGGCAAAGCUGAUCAGCUUGUAGAUGUGGAUGUCAUAGCUGGUCUUGAUAUGAUGGUUCAACGCGGAGAAUGGGCAAAGUGCAUUCAAACAGCAGAACAACAGGGUAACGAAGUGCUUAGCAAGUACGUUGCUCAGUAUGCUGCUCAUUUGAUCAAAGAAAACAAUACCAUGAAAGCUUUGGACUUAUUUGUAAAACAUGGAGCUCCUCCAAUAUCUCAGAACUUCAAUAUCUACAAACGUAUCGUUUACGAAAUGGUGUCCAUGGACGGAAUGAGUUCUCCUGACAAGUAUAAACUUUGGGCGGACAUGCGAGACGUUAUCUUUGAAGUGACCGAAGGGUUGAACAAAAUCUCAAAGGCUGGAUCGCCGGUGUUGAAAGAGUUUGAAGACAUGUUGUUGGUCUGCCAUUAUUAUGCUAACCGUGCAGCUUGCCUGCAGCAGGACUCAUUGGAUUCAAUCGCUGCUCAAAUCAGCGUGUCAUUACUGCGUCAUACGGACAUCAUACCAUGUGACAAAGGCUUUUACGAAGCAGGAAUGGCGGCAAAGAACGCUGGGAUGGAAAACAUGGCCUUUGUUUUCUUGAAUCGUUAUUUGGAUAUAAGUGAGGGCAUUGAAGAAGGAAGUCUUGAGUAUCUUGACAACACCGAUUUCAUGGAUACGGACAUUCCCUUUGAGGUUCCAGUACCAGAAAGACAGUAUUUACCAGAGGACAAACGAGAAGAAGUGAAAGAAUGGGUACUGGCUGUUUCCAUGGAUCAGAAGGUUGAACAAGUUCUUCCUGUUGAUGAACGUGGUACAUACGCUGCAUCUCUGGUUUCGCCCAGUACAAACAUUACUUCCCUACCUUGUGUCAUCACAGGUUAUCCUGUGUUGAGAAAUAAGAUUGACUUCAAGAGACAUGGCAAAGCCGCGAAUAAAGAAGCCUGGAAUAAAUUUGUCAUGGCAACAAAGAUGUCUCAUAACCCUGAAUGCCAGGAUGUUUUGAGAUUUCUUGGUCAAUACUGCGGUGUUCCACAAAACCCAUCCUUCUCGUUUGGCUGAAAAUAUCAUCUUUCUGAAGACUUUACAAUUGUUUAUUUAUUUGUAAAUAUCUUUGCCUCGUACGUAUAUAGCUCUAUAACUACCCAAAAUGCCGCCGGAUGGCUUAAUUUGUAGUUGAAGAUUGAAUACAAGUUAGGAUAAGGAGUUAAAAAAUUCGUGUUUGGUUCUGUUUUAUACGUUUGAAUACGGCUAAUGUUGAAUAAAGAAGCCGUUGUUGUAAAAGAAGGUUUAAUUAAUGAGAGGAUUGAGAGCUAUGCCUAUGGCUCUAUGCAAACUGCGAUUUUGACCUAGCACUCAAAGAUGCUGUAUUUUUGGGUAGUUGUAUGAAUAAUUUAAAAAGUUUUAAGUUGAAAUAAAAAUGAAUAAAUUUGUAGAAAUA